Messenger RNA from Leptopilina boulardi, 1928 nucleotides. RefSeq names its product scoloptoxin SSD14-like. The transcript is spliced from 11 exons. Lineage: Eukaryota; Metazoa; Arthropoda; Insecta; Hymenoptera; Figitidae. The coding region runs from base 92 to 1825 and encodes 577 amino acids. The record is from RefSeq and is a predicted model, not a curated record. Gene Ontology annotation, molecular function: glutathione gamma-glutamate hydrolase. Gene Ontology annotation, cellular component: plasma membrane. Gene Ontology annotation, biological process: glutathione catabolic process.
UAAAAAAAAGACGUGCAACAAAGCAUAUAAAUAUGAUGUCGAACAAUUGUUAUUAUCUAUUAUUAUAAGUUUUUUCAAAGAACAUUUAAUUAUGGCUUCUCAAAGUGUGAGUGCCUCGAAAAAAACUUUACCAUUGCUAUUGAUAAAUAUAGCUUUAGUAUUUUCUGCUCCUGGACCAAUAAAAUGGACGAACAAACAAAGAACUGCCAAUCCAAUGGGAGAAUACAAAAAUGGUGCGGUUUCAACAGUGGAUGGAGAAUGCGCGAAAAUAGGUGUUCAAAUGUUAAAAAAAGGAGGAUCAGCAGUUGAUGCUGCGAUUGCAACACUUAUUUGCGAAUGCGUCGUUUCUUCUCAUGCCAUGGGAAUGGGAGGAGGUUUUUCAAUGACAAUUUGGGACGCAAAAAAAAAAGAAGUUCAUUCUUUAGAUGCUAGAGAAACAGCACCACGACAAGCUUCUACCGAUAUGUUCCGAGGAAGAGCAGAAUUAGCUGAACACGGUGGUUUAGCCGUUGCUGUACCAGGUGAAGUGGCAGGAUAUUGGGAGGCUCAUCAAAAAUUUGGAAAAUUAAAAUGGAAUGAACUUUUUGAACCGUCAAUUGAAUUAUGUGAAAAAGGAUUUCGAGUUAAUCAUUUCUUACAUUAUGGAAUCAAUGCAACACAAAAUUUAAUAAGAGCUGAAUCAUCUAUGGCUGAAAUAUUUAUAAAUCCCGAAACUAAUCAACCUUUCCAGUAUGGAGACACAAUGAAAAGGCCAGUGUAUGGAAGGACCCUUAGAAAAUUAUCAGCUCCAGACGGCAGCGGUGUCAGAGAUUUUUAUAAUGGCACAAUGGCUAAAAAUAUGGUUAGAGAAAUUAAAAAACAUAAUGGAAUUGUCGACGAACAAGAUUUCAGAGACUAUAGAAUUUUAUGGAGACCUCCAGUAAAAACAAAACUCAAGAAUGGAUUAACUGUCUAUUCGUCUCCACUUCCUGGAUCGGGAUCAAUUUUAGCAUUUAUUUUAAAUGUACUCGAUGGAUUUGUCUUUGAAAAAGGCGAAACUAUUGGCUAUCAAAGAAUUUUAGAAACAUUCAAAUGGGCCUACUCUUUCCGAACUAAAAUGGGUGAUCCUGCUUUUGUUCCUGAUGCAAAUCAACUUUCACUGAAUCUGACAGACAAGGAUCAUGCAAGUGUUAUUCGUCGUUUAAUCAAAGACACAUGGACCAGUAAUGAUCCUGAUUAUUAUAGUACAGAUACAAUUAAUCGUGAUGAUCAUGGAACUUAUCAUGGUUGUGUUUAUGCUCCUGAUGGUUCUGCCGUUUCUGUUACGUCAACUAUUAACGGAUUAUUUGGAGCAUUCUUCCGUUCGGAAUCAACUGGAAUUAUUUUUAACAAUGAAAUGGACGAUUUUUCAGCUCCAAAUAUUGUUAAUAUCUUUGGUGUUCGUCCUUCUGAGGCUAAUUUUAUACAACCGGGAAAAAGACCACUUAGUUCAACGGCACCAACAAUUAUGCUCGACCAGAAGAAUCAAGUUCGAUUAUUGGUUGGAGGCGUUGGUGGUAUAAAAAUUACCACAGGGGUGGCACUUACAUCAAUAUUACAUUUGUGGGCAGGAUAUUCUAUUAAAGAGGCUAUAGACGCUAACAGAAUGCAUCAUCAGUAUUUGCCAAUGCAAGUCCAAAUUGAAAAUAAUUUUCCAUUGCCAAUAAAGGAAUAUUUAUACAACGUUGGACAUAAUAUCACCGAUUUUGCAGGAUAUCCGAAUUUAAUUUUCGCCAUUUCACAGCAAAAUGGCGUUAUUUCGGCGUAUUCAGAUUUCCGUCAAGAUUGUCGUAAUGCCGGUUUUUAAUAAUUGGAAAAAUAAGGAAAACAACGAGGUACAAAAUUAGAAAAAUAAACAAUUUAUGCAUGCUGCAUGUUUACAAUAAAAAAAAAAUAAUAAUUUAAACAAA